Hevea brasiliensis (rubber tree) is the source of this 1167-nucleotide messenger RNA. RefSeq lists its product as uncharacterized. The transcript is spliced from 2 exons. Lineage: Eukaryota; Viridiplantae; Streptophyta; Magnoliopsida; Malpighiales; Euphorbiaceae. The coding region runs from base 94 to 984 and encodes 296 amino acids. Gene Ontology annotation, molecular function: RNA binding; translation initiation factor activity. The record is from RefSeq and is a predicted model, not a curated record. Gene Ontology annotation, cellular component: eukaryotic translation initiation factor 3 complex; cytoplasm.
GCUUUACGGCUUCAUCUGGAAAUCCAAGAGCCCCCAACGCAAAGCAAUACCCACCACUCUGCUCAAUAAACCCUAGAUCUCUCCACCGUAGCAAUGUCUCUCGACAAAUCCUCUUUAAACCAGACCAAGCCGCUCCGGUGGGGUGAGCUGGACGAGGACGAUGGCGAGGAUUUGGACUUCCUCUUGCCGCCCAAACAAGUAAUCGGUCCCGACGAGAAUGGGAUCAAGAAGGUAAUCGAAUACAAGUUUAACGACGACGGUAAUAAGGUUAAGAUCACCACUACUACCCGUGUCCGGAAGCUCGCCAAGGCUAGGUUGAGUAAGAGAGCUAUGGAACGCAGAAAUUGGGCAAAGUUUGGAGAUGCCGUCCAUGAGGAUGUUGGAAGUAGGCUUACUAUGGUUUCCACCGAGGAGAUCCUGCUUGAAAGACCUAGGGCUCCAGGCACCAAAGUGGAAGAAACUAAGAUGCCUGGGGAUAACUUGGCUCAGUUAGGUAAAGCUGGAGCUGUUCUUAUGGUGUGCAGAACUUGUGGUAAGAAAGGUGACCACUGGACGUCACGAUGCCCCUAUAAGGAUCUUGCACCGCAGCCUGAAGGCUUCAUUGAUAAACCAGCAGCAGCUGAGCCUGUUGCUACUGCUGCUGCUGGAGCCACCAAGGGUGCAUAUGUGCCACCAAGCAUGCGAGCAGGUGCAGAAAGAACCGUUGGAUCAGAUAUGAGGCGCAGAAAUGAAGAGAAUUCAGUUCGUGUCACCAAUUUAUCAGAGGAUACUAGAGAGCCUGACUUGCUUGAACUGUUCCGUACAUUUGGUCCUGUUAGCCGAGUAUAUGUUGCUAUUGAUCAGAAGACUGGUGUUAGCAGGGGUUUUGGUUUUGUGAAUUUUGUAAACAAGGAAGAUGCUGAGAGGGCUAUCAAUAAGCUUAAUGGAUAUGGUUAUGACAAUCUAAUCCUUCGAGUUGAAUGGGCAACACCCAGAUCCAACUAGGUAGAAAGAGUUGCCGGCUAAUUCUUCUGGUGAGCACAGUUUUGCUCUUUCAUUCUCUUCUUGAGGCCCCUUUUCUGUUCUCAUUCUCGAAGAUUUUGUUGUUGAUAAAGUUAUUUAUAUUUAAGAUUGAGUUGAUAUAGGAUAUUUUUAGGGCAUGAGGAAUGAAUGCUAAUUUUUCCCCUU